This is a messenger RNA of Salmo salar (Atlantic salmon), 2794 nucleotides long. It is a transcript of the gene cav2, whose product is annotated as caveolin 2. Gene Ontology annotation, biological process: cell differentiation; regulation of cytosolic calcium ion concentration; negative regulation of endothelial cell proliferation. The record is from RefSeq and is a predicted model, not a curated record. NCBI's taxonomy places the organism in Eukaryota, Metazoa, Chordata, Actinopteri, Salmoniformes, Salmonidae. Gene Ontology annotation, molecular function: molecular adaptor activity; protein kinase binding. Gene Ontology annotation, cellular component: cytoplasmic vesicle; Golgi apparatus; sarcolemma.
GGUCCGUUUCAGAUGCGCGGGCACAGUCCCUAAUACAGAGAGCGCUCCCAGCUUCUGACCAACGACAGCUCUACGCCGCUCCCCGCGUCGCAGGACUGUCAAGUGAAAAUGGGUCUCGAAAAGGUGAAUUACGAAACGAGUAUUAUCAUGGACGAGGACGAGUUCAACAGAUCCAUCGAACCGAUUCUGUCGAAAAAUGACAAAGUAUAUGCGGCGAUUCCAGACCGAGAUCCCAAUGACAUAAACGCGCACUUAAAGGUUGGUUUUGACGAUGUGAUGGCAGAGCCCAGUUCGAGCCACAGCUUCGACAAAGUAUGGAUAGGAAGUCACGCUGUCUUCGAACUGGUCAAAUAUGGCUUCUACCUAAUAUUGACCACCAUCCUUGCCGUGCCCAUGGCGUUUAUCCUUGGUAUUGUCUUCGGGGUUUUCAGCUGUGUUCAUAUUUGGGUGCUGAUGCCAGUGGUGCGGAGCUGUCUGAUGGCGCUGCCCUCUGUCCAGGUGGUCUGGAGCAGCCUGACAGACAUGUUUGUCACCCCCCUCUUCCACAGUAUGGGCCGGUGUCUGUCAUCAGUUCACAUCAAGACCACAGACAACUGAUAGGGGCUUUCCUUCCCUGUCAUGAAGACUCACAGAGGGGGGAAAGCAGGGGGUCGGAUGAGAGAGACAUAAAAAUGAUUUAUUUAAGGCUAUAACUUUUUUGACUGAUGUCUAAGUAGAAAAAUACUUAGACAUAGUUAUUGUGUUGAAAUAUAUAAGCUCUUUAUAAAGCCAACAUCAACACUCCAUAAUAUCUGGUAGAAUUAUGAUAGAAUAAUUUAUAAGAAGGCUAACUGCUACCUGUAAAGUAAUGAUACGUUUAUAAGUGGUCAUAAAGGUUGAUUGGGGUAAACUUCCCUUAGACAACACCAUGACACCAUCUGGGUAAUAACAUGAUCCAACAUGAUCAUUUAUGUCAUCUGGAAUUUUACAAAAGAUUAAUAUUAAGGUUUGAUGUUUAUAGAAGUUCUUGUGUCCAGCUUUAUAAAGGGUUUGUAUGUAUACUGCCAAAAGGACCAUUUUGCAUCUUGUCAUUCCAUAGUUCUGAUUCUGAUUCUAAAGAACUGUUUUAAUCAUAUUUGAUCAGAUCAGGGCAACAUGGUUUUUGACGAUAAGGCAUCAUACCAUCCCUGACAGCAGACAUGUAAUAUUUGCGUAGUUUCUGCUUUUUAUGUGAUGUAUAUAUAGCAAUUCGGCUGGAAAUUGAAUGAAUGAAUUCCUUCAUAUGUUUUCUGUAAUAGAGUGUACAUAGAUCCAAGAUUCUGGGACGCAGCUUAUGGCAUACUUGUGCAGCCUUAUUUUGCUACUGCUGUGUUGAUCUCACAGUGCUUUGGAUAUAUUUUGGGGCUUUUAUACUAAGGGGCAGUUUCCAUUACGCUUGCUUUUCUGUGUCCAGUAAACCGUCCCUAAAAAACCUACGGUAAAAACAUAAGACAGUUGUAUACAUUUAAACAAGAAGUGGACUAAAUGUCCAAUAUAAUAUAAAACAGGAGUACUGGCUCUCUAACUUACUAUUUAUAUGCCACGCACAUUUGUCCUGUUUCUUGAUUGUCCAUGUUUUGAUUGAACUCAUGAAAAAACUGGACAGAACAUGCUGCUUGUGUUCCUUAAGAUAAUGAGGUGAAUACACUCGUUAAUUCUAUUGAGUGAAGCCUUGAUACACUUGUCAGGUACAUGGCUGAAGGCCUACACUCUUAGAAAAAAAUAAAAGGUACUAUCUAGAACCUAAAUGAGUUCUUCAGCUGGCUCCAUAGGAGAACCAUUUGAAGAACCCUUUUUGGUUCCAGGUGUGUUCCGUGUAGAACCCUUUCCACAGAGGGUUCUACAUGGAACUCAAAAGGGUUAUACUUGGAACCAAAAAGGGUGCUCUUAUGGGGACAGUCGAAGAACCCUUUUGGAACCCUUUUUUCUAAGAGUGCAGGUGCUGCUGAGGUUGUUUUAGCAGUUAGUAGUAGCUAGCGUGCAUGCUUUACUUCAAAACCCAACUAUAGAGAGAAUCUCUACAGACAGAUAUCUGACAGAUAGUGCCACCAGUUCUUCACAGCUCAUAUCAAUAAUAGGACUCACACAAGACCAUGUGCUUUGUUUAACCUUUUACUGCAGUGGGCUGAAUCAGGGUCACAACGGAGUGUUUCUUGGUAGUCUUAAACAAAUCUACUCUGAAACAAAAGUAUACACCUCACACACAUGGUUAUGGGCUUUAAAAAAGAAGACACCUGUACCAUGUCAGAUAUUGAGUUGGAAUGUAUUCAUUCAUGGAAUGUAUCCCAUUAUUAGCCUUUACAUACAUCACAGAAGACUGAAAUGUCAACAACAAAAACAUAUGACAUAGAAACACCGGAUUGUCUGUUAUAAAAGAAAUGUAUGUUUAUUAAUUAUGAAAUUAUAAAAACUAUUAAUAACAUUCCACCCAUGAGGCCACUAGAGGGAAAGUUUGUCAUUUGACUGCAGGAAAGGGCCAAUCAAGCGCAGCGGUUCUCUCAGUGACUUCUAAUCAUUUGGCUAUAAAGCAAGACAGUUCACAGACCAUGUCUGUACUUGGCUGAGUUGGUUCUUCUCUACCGAGAGAAAAUUGCAGGUGUGAUUGUAUCGGUGUUGAGUUUGGGCUGGAGUUUUUUUUAUGAGAUGAAACAUUGUAGCAAAAAUGGACAACGAUAUGAUUAUAAUUCUGCUCAACAAACGACACGUAUUCUUUGAUUUGUGUAAAGUACCAAAAAUGUUCCUUUUCUUCACCAAAUAAAGAUUCUUAUUUCUAAAA